AUGAGCGACUCUCGAGAUUUGCGGCGCAUGCCGCGAGGCGAGCGAUGCCCCGAAUGCGGGAGCCAGAGAUAUUAUCUCCAGGAUGGUAUGCGGUACUGCGCCCGUGGACAUCAAGUUGAGGGAUUCAUCCAAUUUGAUGUUGGCGAUGAAGUGGAAGCUGGCAUGAUGGGGACGGUUUCCAAGAAGCAAAGAGCCGUCAAGGACAAGGAAAAGCGACAACUUACAGGCCAGGCUGGAAAACUGCUAUACCUUGAAGCCCUCCAACUGCUGCUGCGCAAGCAAAUUCUAUGGCUCAUAACAGAACGGGGACACGUGGGUGAACUAGAGACUGUCGUCCGCGACUUGUGGGAUUUUCGCAUUCGCGGCGCGACAGCGCUAGGGCAGGGCGCAGCUUCGGGUGCGGCCUCAGACGACAUCUUGGAGAUCUUCAGCUCCCAGACGACUGUCGCUGAGCCUGCGCAGUUGUGGAUUUCGAAAUCGAAAGCGCAAGAUUGGAGCGCUGAUCGUGGUCUCAGCUGGCCGAUGCCAAGCAUAAGUGACACCCUCGCGUUGUGCUACUUAGGAUGCUAUCUCCUGAGGAUACCAACUCGCCUAGGAGAGCUCAUCAAGUGGGCGAAUGACUUUCAGUUUCCAUAUCGACAUACUUUUCAGCAACUUCCAACCGAGAUGCAAGAGCGAAUGCCGUCCAUCUACGUAAAGGUAUUGAAGAUACCAAUACGAUUGCCUUUAGAGGGUGCCCAAGCAUACUCGGCUGUUAUGGAUUUGGCGUGUUCAUACCAUCUCAACUACAACAUGCUUUUCCCUGACCUGAAUUACAUGCCACUCUUGGUCCAAUAUGCCAAGUUGCUGGCACUACCAGUUGAAUCUAUCAUUGCUGUCCGGAGAAUCUGCAAUGUCCUCGUGCAGAUUUUCGUGAAGACCCUGACGGGCAAGACCAUCACCCUUGAGGUCGAGUCCUCGGACACCAUCGACAAUGUCAAGUCCAAGAUCCAGGAUAAGGAGGGAAUUCCUCCUGACCAGCAGCGUCUGAUCUUUGCUGGCAAGCAGCUCGAGGAUGGCCGCACUCUGUCCGACUACAACAUCCAGAAGGAGUCUACCCUCCACCUGGUCCUCCGCCUCCGCGGUGGUAUCAUUGAGCCCUCCCUGAAGGCUCUGGCCUCCAAGUUCAACUGUGAGAAGAUGAUCUGCCGCAAGUGCUACGCUCGUCUCCCACCUCGUGCCACCAACUGCCGCAAGCGCAAGUGCGGCCACACCAACCAGCUCCGCCCCAAGAAGAAGCUCAAAUAG
Messenger RNA from Cordyceps militaris CM01, 1287 nucleotides. RefSeq names its product ubiquitin fusion protein. Gene Ontology annotation, biological process: translation; modification-dependent protein catabolic process; protein ubiquitination. Gene Ontology annotation, molecular function: ubiquitin protein ligase binding; structural constituent of ribosome; protein tag activity. The record is from RefSeq and is a predicted model, not a curated record. The transcript has 8 exons. Gene Ontology annotation, cellular component: cytoplasm; ribosome; nucleus. The coding region runs from base 1 to 1287 and encodes 428 amino acids. NCBI's taxonomy places the organism in Eukaryota, Fungi, Ascomycota, Sordariomycetes, Hypocreales, Cordycipitaceae.